Messenger RNA from Xenopus tropicalis (tropical clawed frog), 1778 nucleotides. RefSeq names its product retinol dehydrogenase 16 gene 3 (gene rdh16.3). The record is from RefSeq and is marked predicted. Bases 101 to 1033 code for a protein of 310 amino acids. The transcript has 5 exons. Lineage: Eukaryota; Metazoa; Chordata; Amphibia; Anura; Pipidae.
CUAAGGGAAUUCACGUCGUCUGCUCAAUAUUCUCCAAAAGAAUCAAUUAUCAAGUAAAAAUCUCUAUCUGAAAGGGAAAAUUCUCAAGUCCACCGGAAUCAUGUGGUUCCACGUUGUGGUAGUGCUGGUGGUACUAAUCUUCGUCUACAGAUGGAACAGACAGAAAGAAAGACUGACAAAUCUCACUGAUAAAUAUGUACUAAUCACAGGCUGUGACUCAGGGUUUGGAAACCUGUUGGCAAAGCAGUUGCACAGGCGUGGGGUACAGGUGCUGGCAGCCUGUCUCACUCAGAAUGGAGCUGAAGAACUAAAAAAGGAGACUUCAAGCAGACUACGAACAGUUAUACUGGAUGUUACUGACAGCCAAAGUGUAAGCGCUACAGCUAAAUGGGUGUCUCAUAUUGUCCAGGAUCAAGGGCUGUGGGGUUUAGUGAACAAUGCAGGGAUUUUAAUCCCCGUGACCCCCAACGAGUGGUUAAAAAAAGAGGACUUUCGCACAAUAAUUGAUGUCAAUCUUCUGGGUAUGGUGGAUGUGACGUUAAACCUGCUUCCCCUUAUCAGAAAAGCGAAAGGACGUAUUGUCAAUGUGUCAAGUAUAGCAGGACGAGUGGCAAUAUGUGGAGGUGGUUACUGUAUCUCCAAAUUUGGAGUGGAAGCUUUCUCAGACACACUCAGACGUGAACUCAGACCCUUUGGUGUGACAGUUUCUAUCAUUGCACCAGAUUUCUUUAAAACGUUAAUUCUAGAAUCUGGAAGACUUCUGGAAAGCAUCAGAAAUAUUUGGAGCAAAGUCCCACAAAAUAUCAAAAACCACUAUGGGGACCAGUAUUUUCAUAAGUAUUGUAAAUAUAUAGAAAAAAUGUGUUCCCUAAGCACAUCCAAACUCACAUUAGUCACUGACUGCAUGGAGCAUGCCCUGUUUGCAGUUCACCCAUGGACACGCUACUCAGCUGGAUGGUAUGCCAAACUCUACUACAUGCCUUUGUCUUACCUUCCAACUUGUGUUGCUGACUUUGUGCUGCGCCAUUUCUGAUAAUAAAGAAAGCAUCUUCAAAGUACUUCAUGGGCAACUUUACCCCCCCCCCCAGCCGGAUUAAUUUCAAUCAUCAUAAAUGGCCACAGGCUCCACUUAUGUUGAAACUGUCUAAAGAAGAAGAUACCCAUUUCUUGUGUUACAUCACCAGUCUGGCAGAAACCUAAACGUGCAUAUUACUUCCACUCAAAAACUUUGAAAACCAUUCUAUGCAGAAAUUUGCCAGGGGCAUUAUCGACUUUCUUAGGUUUGCAGGUUAAAUUUUCUUGCUUUACUUUUUUUUGCUCCACAGGCUGAGUGAGUCAGCACAAGUGCCAUCUAUUCAUGCUACUAUAAAGGUCAUGUAUACUGACCUAUAAGAUCUUAAAGGUGCAGUAUACCCCCUUUUCCAAUAUGCGUUAAAUGAAUGGACUGACCGGAUAUAUAUAUGGGUUUGUUGCCUGGAAAAUAGGCAAUCUGAAACUGAAAGUAAAGGCUUAUUCAUUGUUUGUAAAAGCAAAAAAUUAGACCUGUUGCUUUUUUCAUUAUCCGUUAUCUCCACAAUGUAAUGUGUUUGAAAUAAGCCAUUCAAUAUUUAGCUAAUUAGCAAUGAUUUUUAUUCAAAAACUGUGAUUUUUGACAAAUGUAUCUCUAUCUCAAAUGGAAAAUGGAUGCAGUGUAAGUCAUUUACUAUUACAAAUGCAUGUAAUUUUUGUUCCAUAAUUGCCAGUUUGUUUUUUGUUUGCAAUAAAUUUUUACUACCUUA